Messenger RNA from Paramecium sonneborni, 318 nucleotides. NCBI's taxonomy places the organism in Eukaryota, Ciliophora, Oligohymenophorea, Peniculida, Parameciidae. The record is from the annotation of a GenBank genome assembly.
AUGAAUUAGAAAAUUUUGUUGAAGAUUAAUAAGAAUUAGAUGAUCAAAAACUUUAUGCCAGAAUUAAGGUUGUAACUUAAUAUAUAUAUGACCAUAAAAAGAGUGUUUGAUAUGAAAUUCGAUAAUAACAAAUAACAUAAGGACAUUAAUUUUUAGGAACUCAAAAAAACUCUAAAGAUAUCUUAAAUAACAUUUCCAUCUUAGGUGCACCAGUUUUUAUUAAAUGUUUCUCUCGAUUAAUUAAAAUUAUAAAUAUAUGAUAUUCAUAAACAAUUUUUUAAUAAUGUCCCUAAGAGGACAUGUAGUAAACAAUCAUGA